GUCUGACACUUCAUGCUUCCUCUCAUCUCUCCUAAUUUUGUCAGAAAGCACCUUGAGAACUCAUCCGACCGGAGCUCUUGCCAGCUUCAACCUCUUCAACCUCUAGAUCGACUCCGAUACCACUCCCGCCAUGGCUGUGGGACAGCUCUCUCAGGAUGAGCUCGACGAGAUAUACGCCUUUGCGAUUGACCUAGGCCGUAAGGCGGGCGACAUGUUGAUGGAACGUGUUGAGCAGCGUAUCUCUGGUAGUAAUGGCCCGCAGACGUUUGAGGAGAAGGAGAAUGCGGUUGAUAUCGUGACUCAGACUGAUGAGGAUGUCGAGGUCUUCAUCCGGAACGCCAUUCAUAGCAAAUACCCCUCACACCAAUUCCUCGGCGAGGAAUCCUACGCCAAGGGCGCAUCACGCGACUAUCUAAUCGACGAACAACCAACCUGGUGCAUCGACCCUCUAGAUGGAACCGUAAACUACACCCACAUCUUCCCCAUGUUCUGCGUCUCCAUCGGCUUCAUCGUCCAACACCGCCCCAUAAUCGGCGUAAUCUACGCCCCCUUCCAAGACCAACUCUUCUCCGCCUGCAUCAACCGCGGCGCCUGGCUAAACGAGAAGCGCCGCCUCCCACUACUCCAUAACCCCAUCCCGCCCAUGCCAGCCAAUGCCCCGUCCCAAUGCAUUUUCUCCUGCGAGUGGGGUAAAGACCGCCGCGAUAUUCCCGACGGCAAUAUGCAUCGCAAGAUUGAGAGCUUUGUGAAUAUGGCGGCGGAGAUUGGGGCGAGGGAUGGGAAGGGGGGUAUGGUGCAUGUUUGGGGGAGUGCGACGUUGGAUUUGGCGUAUACUGCCAUGGGGUCUUUUGAUAUUUGGUGGGAGGGGGGUUGUUGGGAGUGGGAUGUGGCUGCUGGUAUUGCUAUUCUUCUUGAGGCUGGUGGAUUGGUUACUACGGCCAAUCCGCCCGAGAACCCGGAUACAGCACCGAUUGGAGAUGUGCGACUGGGGAGUCGACUUUAUCUAGCCAUUAGACCCGCUGGCCCGUCAGCUACCGAGACUGGCCGCGAAUCUCAAGAGCGGACAGUGCGUGAGGUCUGGCGGCGGGUCCGCCAGCUGUCGUACUCUCGUCCGGGUGCGUAGAUAAUGAUUUGCGUCGGACAUGACCUUAAGAUGACAGACUACAAGGUAUCAGUCGU
Molecule: messenger RNA, 1179 nt
Organism: Penicillium subrubescens
Lineage: Eukaryota; Fungi; Ascomycota; Eurotiomycetes; Eurotiales; Aspergillaceae
Product: inositol monophosphatase family protein
Exons: 7
Coding region: 131-1123 (330 amino acids)
Biological process (GO): inositol metabolic process; phosphatidylinositol phosphate biosynthetic process; signal transduction
Molecular function (GO): inositol monophosphate 1-phosphatase activity
Source: RefSeq, a predicted model, not a curated record